AUGGAGCGAUCAGAACUGUUCAACGGCACUGUGGAUUCAACGUUGAGUUAUUACUUCUGUGUAGAGGCCACCACGGCUCAGGUCCUACGCCCCCUGGAGGAUGAGCUGGACUUCGCGCUGGGCAAGCAGACGCCCGCCUUCCUGCGCAAGUGCGUGUGCUACAUCCGCAAGAUCGCCGCCUUCGAGCGCUUCGCCAAGCUGCCGGAGAUGGCGCGCUACAUGGACACGGUGCCGGGGCCCGAGCGCGUCAUGAGGAACCAAGAGGCCCACGAGCGGCUGCUGAAGGUGCGGGACGAGUUCAUCCCCACGGUGGUGGCGGCGUCCAAGCUGCGCGUGUACUCCUCCGUCACGCACUGCGACAUGAAGCUGGGCUACUCGCAGGAGGUGGAGAGCCACUACGUGGAGGGCCUGUGCAAGCAGUUCUACGAGGACAUGGUGGACAUCAUCCAGGCCACCGUGCAGCAGAACCUGGACGCCGAGACGGAGCCGCUGUACGACGAGCUGCUACAGCACACCUCGCUGUGCCAGACGCACGCUGCCCUGUACCAGCACCGCAGCGAGCCCCUGGACGGCGUGCUGGACUACCUGCUGCCCGCCCAGGGGGGCCGCAUGAGCCCCCUGGUGGUGCACGGCGGGCCCUGCACCGGGAAGACCCUGCUGCUGGCCGAGGUGGCCAGGCAGGCCUACUCCUGGCUGCAGACAGAGAUGGGCCCUGAGACUGACCCGGUGGUCAUCGUCCGCUUCAUCGGCUCCACCCAGGUCUCCAUGGACCUCCGCACCCUCUUGCAGAGUAUCUGCGAGCAGAUCGCCAUCAACUACCGAUGCCUGAUCCACUUCCUGCCCACCAAGAUCCAGGAGAUGAGGGAGCUCCUGGUCAACCUCCUGGCCGAGGCCUCCUUCCAUCGGCCGCUGGUGAUCAUCCUGGACGCCCUGGAGCAGCUCUCUGAUGCUGAAGAGGCCCGCAAGCUGUGGUGGUUCCCCGCCCACCUGCCGAGGACGGUGCGCGUCGUGGUCUCCACCUUGCCCAACAAGCACGGCAUCCUGCAGAAGCUCAGGCACCUCAUCCACGACGAAGGGCGCUACGUGGAGCUCAUCCAGCGGGAUCGGAAGGUCUGCAGCCAGACGCUCAAGCAGCAGCUGCUCAGGGUGAGGAGGAAAGUCACGUCGGGGCAGCAGAUCUACGUCAACGAGGCCCUCGCCAAGUGCACCUUACCCAUGUUCGUCAACCUCAUCUACAGAGAGGUGGUCCACUGGAGGUCCCACAAGGACGUGGAUGACAGGUCCCUGUGCUCCACGGUGCACGAGAGCAUCGAGAAGCUCUUCUACUCUGUCGAGAACAAGCUGGGCCAGCGAUUCGUCUUCAGAGCGCUGGGCUACAUCACCAUGGCCAAGGCAGGGCUAACGGAGCUGGAGCUUGAAGACAUUCUUUCACUGGACAACAUCGUCCUCGGCGACGUCAUCGUGGCAUCGUACCUCAAGAACCCCCUGAGGAUCUCCUACGACCUGAUUGCCAGGAUCAGAGAGGAGCUGGAGGGAUACCUGGUGGAGCGGCAGGUGCGAAACGUCACGCUCAUGGUCUGGGCCAACCGGCACCUCCACCUCAUCGCUCAGAAGCUGUACCUCAGCAACGAGGAGGACGUCCAUCAGAUGCACAGUCUCCUCGCAGAGUACUUCCUGGGGGCGUGGUCGGGAGGCAGGAAGAAGAUCUUCACCUACGACAACAACCACUUUACUUCCCUGAACAUUUCGCAUCACAAGAACCCACACCAACAGCCGUCCCAUGAGAAAACGUCCUCGGACAAAUACUCCUAUGACAGGCAGACCCCAGAGCAGCCUUGGGUGUUCCAGUGCAACCUCCUAGAGCCGGACAUCUUCUUCGUCAACCACAGGAAGAUGACGGAGCUGGUCUACCACCUCAGCAGGAGCGGCCGCACAGAUGACCUCAUGUUCGGGGUGAUCAUGAACUUCAGCUGGCUCUACACCAUGAUCAAAAUUGGUCAGUUUGAAAAGGCCCUCACAGACAUCGACCUGGCCUACAGUUACUCUCAAGAGAAGGAGCUCAAGUUCUUGGCCACUACUCUCCGUAGCGUUAAGUUGAAAGUGAUGAAGAGCCCUGCUUCUUUGUCCGCCGAGCUGCAGCAAAGACUCCUGCCGGUGGUCACCUCUCUUCCAAAGCUAAGACACCUUCUGCUGGAGUGUGACAAAGAUGGCCCCAAGUACUGCUCCAUUGUGCCGCUGCAUUCCUCAAUGGACGUCACCUACAGUCCGGAGAGACUUCCCCUCUGCUCCAGCUACAUGCAGAUCGUCGAGAUCCUGCCCACCCUCGCCCCAAACAUUGUUCUGGUAGCCUUGGAGGAUGGGUCCAUAAGCACCUGGGACGUGGAGAGCAGACAACUCCUGAGACAGAUCGACACAGCCAGAUCUGUGGUGCUUGGCAUCCGGCUAACCACGGAUGAGAAGUACCUGGUAGUAGCCACAACCAAAAACACAUUGCUCAUCUAUGAUAAUCACAAGUCCUGCCUUCUGUCUGAGGUUGAAAUCAAGGGGUCCAAGCAUGGCGGUGUUGCUGGUGACGUGGCGUUCAUUAAUGGUUUCACCUUGUCCAGCCAUCAUGCCUUGGCCUGGCUUGAGGCCAGCAAAGAGGUCAAUGUAAUUGACCUGCUUUACGGUUGGCCGCUCUACCAGUUCCAUUGCUGGUAUGAGGUCACCUGUGUGCAAUGCUCUCCCGAUGGGAUGUAUGCCUUCUGUGGUCAGUACCUUAACAGUGCGACCAUCUUUCAUCUAGGGAACGGCGAUAAGUUAGCCACAGUGACAUCUGAGUUUUCCGGGGGCUUUGUCAAGUCCAUCCUUGUUCUAGACACCAUCAACCAGAUGGUGAUGGUUGACAACGAAGGCAGUCUUUCGGUUUGGAACACCAAAGACAUCAAUAACCCAAGGUUGAUGGAGGAUUACGAUUGCCGAGGGGAUGAGAGCGAAGUGGUGAGCAUUGAGUUGUCUGAGGACCAGCGCUCGAUUCUCAUCUGCAAGUCCAUGAGCAUUGAGGUUCUGGACACCAAGCUAUGGAAAAUGGUGGAGAAGUUCAAAGCCAAACGUACAGAGCUUUUUGUGGCCGCUGUUCUCUCCAAGAACGGCCAGAGCAUCGUGGCCUCCAUGGAGAACACCUCCUCCAUCUUUGUGUGGCGGAGAGACAGUGGACAAUGCAUGGCCAGUUUGAUUGAGAUCUCGGGGGCUAUUGUCAAACUAAUAAAGUCCACCCACCACAAUCUGCUCCUCUCUGUAGCCAGUAGCGGAGUGCUCUCGGUCUGGGACAUUGAUAUCAUCACAGCUAUGUCCAACAUCGAUAAAACAGGAAAGAAGAUCCAGACACUGCAGUUGUCCGGCAGGGAAGACUAUGUGUUUACCAUGGAUGGUUCAGAGGCAAUCCACAAGUGGAACUUCAACACAGGCUUCAUCGAAACCAUCUUCAAGCACGAGGGCAUCGUGGAGAACUGUGUCCUGACCUCCUCAGGGGAUCUCAUGGUUACCUCAGAUGACAAGUGCUGCCAGUACAUUUGGCAAACCGGCACCGGAGAGAAUAUCUUCCGCAUCAAUGGGCAGAGGAUAUCUCAGCUCCUGAUCACCCACAACGACCAGUUUGUUGUGUCCCUCUGCGAGCAGAACGCCUCCAGGGUCUGGAGGUUGGCCACCGGGCAUAAGGUGUGCAACAUCUUAGUCACCCUCCAGAAUGCACUGAUCACCACUGCCAACACUUUCCUUGUGGGAACAACGAAGAACAAACUCCUGGCCGUAAGCCUCUGGUCAGGCAGCGUGUCAAAGAAGUUCGUCUGCGACGAUGGCAUCACCAUUAUCAACUUCAAGCUCAUUCCCGACUGUCCUGAUUGUGUGGUGUUCAUAACAUCUACAGAGACCGUCUUCAUUUGGAGCGUGGCGGACGAAUCUGUCUGCAGGAGGGUCCAGUUGCCGACCAACUUCCUUAAGAACCUAGAAGACUUCCAGAUUUCACCCAAUGGGAAAUUAGGUAUCGUCUCCAAGGGCGACGAAAACAUCAACGUCCUGGACCUUCACAGUGGGAAGCUGAGACUGGUCCACGCCUCUGGCAUGAUAUGGCGACAGAAGCUCUCCCGAGACGGCCGAUACCUGGUGUACAUCUGCUUCCACAACAGUGACGAAGACGACGAGGCUGGCGUGGUCUCCAACCUGAUCGUGAUGCGCUUGGCCGACGGUAAAAGCAUCGGCACGUGUUCGCUUUACAAGACACCCACCUAUCUCUGCCUUUCCCAGCGAGCGCUCAACAUAAUCAUCGGCUUCGAGGACGGCAGCAUUGGCACGUACACGGUGGUGGACCGUGUGGACGCUGCGCUCAAGAUCAAGAUCGCCACCUCUAACAGCCGACAGAUAGUCAACAACGCCUCGCAGAAAGUGCGCCCCAAGUGCGGAAACCACUCUUUUAAGACGAUCGCUGACUGCAUCUGGAGGGAGUCCACAGAGAUCUUCUCGAGGGACAGUCCUAUCAACGUGUCAGACUCUGGCGAGGCCGAGACCAUAGCUCCCUCCAAGAAGAGCGAGUUGCUGCAGUGAAGAGAUGGUUAAUGGCGAGGGAUGUGAUUAAUGUGAAGGUCGAUGGAGUUGUAGGGUUCCCUGUUUACAGCCAAGUAUGUCCGCUGCAGAUUUUCAGCCCGCUGGGUAGUUUCUAGGUUGAACACAAUUACCGCUGCAUUUGUCAUAUAUUGCUUGACUUCCAACUUGAUGUAAUUAUAUUAUUUUAUGUGUUACACUUGAAGACUGUUCAAUUAAAUCUUGGGGUUUUUUGUUUGUAUCUUUUGAAAAAAAAAAAUAUUGUUUGUGGUAUUCGUUUGCCAUUUUGUGCCCUUUCAGCAUUUGAAGUUAUGAUUCAAAUGUCGUGGCUAAACAUGUCCAAAGCCAUUCCAGUGAAUUCCACCAUUCUACUUUGAACAUUUUGAUCUAGUUCACAUUGUGCACAUUAAGCCAUAAUGUGGUAACCACAGGUAUAUUUAAGUUUGUAUGUUUGUAUUUACAUCAGUUGGUAUGGUAAAAAAAAGAAGAACAAUGAAUACUUGUACAUAUCUUUUAAUGGCUGCUGCAGUUUUGUGCAACUCCUUAAAAUUGUUAUGUUCUGCUUAAUGCAAUCAAAGUGAGUGCCUGGAAUACAAAUGUUAUAUUAUGUGCAUAUUAGAUUACAAGAAUUAUGAAAAUGCAGGGAAUUUGUAAACACAACAUACACAAAACCUACACAGAACAAAAUACAUGGUUCAUCAUGGUAAAAUUAUAACCGAAAUGAUCAUUAUAUUGAAAAAUUAUUCCAAUUGUGUCAAUGGAUUUUUUUUCCUAUGAUCAUUAUCGAUUAAUUAUUUGCUUACAUUUACAUAUGAAAGUGGAGGUACCUGCAUUUUCCAAGGCUAUGAAUAACCGUAUGGUAGAGUUUACAGAGCAUACUACAUAUGCAUAUAACCAGUGUUCUUACUUUAGAACAAGCGUUGAGUUGGGCUUGGUAUUAAACAUAUUAAGUAGAAGAAGUCCGAUUAUUGUCUUAUAUAUCUUAGCCACAAUCCAUUAAAUCAGUCACAAAAAGUUGACUUUAUGAAGACUUUAACAUCACAUGAAAUAGAAAAUGUCCUAGAAAAAAAGUGUGAAGGGAUAAAAGGCUCUCUCUCUCUCUCUCUCUCUUACACACACACACUUACUACAUCGACAGCUUUAAACAUCCACAUGUGUAGAAAUAAGCACUUAAAAUGUCAUGAAUUGGCAUGAAAAAAAUGCUCAAAUAAAGGUUUAUUGUGACAACAUUUGUGGAGUUGGUCAUGAUCGCUGGAGCUGUAUCUUGCUAGUACUAGCAUGUUUGCUAGCUUGUUUUGGUGGUUUAGUUCUACAUCGAUAAAUAUUCAUCAUCAUACAUUACGAGUUCCUAUUCAUAUAUAAAAAACGAAACUUCUCCCAUCAAGGAUAUGAAAUCACAAAAAAAUCUGAACCUGUCGCACUUUUACAUGUAAUGUUAAAGGGCUAAUCUGUCUUAUAUUGUACGCUUACCUCUGUUGUUUCCUCUGGCCCACUUUUGAUCUUUUGAGAACUGUAGCAUUAUUGAGCUUUAAAACGACUUAAUUCAUUUUCAAAAUCCACAUUUUAUAAAUUGAGAAAUAUCAUUCCACGUAUUUGCCAAAGUUGUCUUUUAAGUUUCGUGUUUUGAUUGGUUGACGGAUGUUGGAUUUGCUUUGAAGGCCUGUCUCAGUGUCACCGCGUGGUGACGUUUAAAACAAAUAUGAUAAGUGAUAAGUUUAUCUGAGUCACCAUAAAAUAUAUUGGAAUGCCAACUGAAGAGUAUAUUUGAAUGUGUCCAUACGAAAGUCACGCUAUUACUGUAUGUUAUGUAACUUGAAUGACUUUAUAACUUCAAUGUUUGCGACUCCUGGUUGACAUACUGGUAAUGAAUGUUUCUAUAGUAUUCUUUGUAUUGUCCAGACUGAUCUACCUGUUUAGAGAUUUAUAUUUUCAUAAAUGUUGUACCUACAUUUUGUUACAAAGUUGUUUAACUGGAAUUCUGACAGAAAUGAAAAACGUAGUUACAAAGCAAUAUGAACUAGUGUGUAUGCAUUGUUUGUAUGAAGCCUUUUAACAUAAUAAAAUGGUUAAUUUCCUUGCCUCCAGGACUUGCCUGAUUGUAGAGCCUGCUAACAACAGAGCCUGUGAGCAAGGCACAGUGGACAACCCCUGGCCAUGCUGAGUCAGUGUGUGGGCACCGUAGCUGACCUUUGACCUUGUACUUUUGUCUAGUCUCCCCUCCGGGCUCAUUCGUCUCUGAACAUCCUUUAUAUGGAGUGGAUUUACUCCUACAAAACGGCCCUUCUGAUAAUACUGAUUUCUUUUUUGGAAAAUAAAUAACUAACACAUAACGUUACAACAGCACUACCAAAACGUUACUACAGCACUUACAUAACAUUACUACAACACUAACAACAUUACCUCAGCACCAACAUAACGUUACUACAGCAUUAACAUAACGUUACUACAGCACCAACAUAACGUUACUACAGCACUAACAUAACGUUACCUCAGCACCAACAUAACGUUAUUACAGCACUAACAUAACGUUACUACGGCACCAACAUAACGUUACUACAGCACUAACAUUAACGUUACUCCAGCACCAACAUAAUGUUACUACAGCACUAACAUUAACGUUACUCCAGCACCAACAUAACGUUACUACGGCACCAACAUAACGUUACUACGGCACUAACAUAACGUUACAGCAGCACUAACAUAAUGUUACUACAGCACUAACAUAACGUUACUCCAGCACCAACAUAACGUUACUACGGCACCAACAUAACGUUACUACGGCACUAACAUAACGUUACAGCAGCACUAACAUAAUGUUACUACAGCACUAACAUAACGUUACUACAGCACUAACAUAACGUUACUACAGCACUAACAUAACGUUACUACGGCACCAACAUAACGUUUCUACGGCACUAACAUAACGUUACUACGGCACUGACAUAACGUUACUACGGCACCAACAUAACGUUACUACGGCACCAACAUAACGUUACUACAGCCCUAACAUAACGUUACUAGGGCACCAACAUAACGUUACUACGGCGCUAACAUAACGUUACUACAGCACUAACAUAACGUUACAGCAGCACUAACAUAAUGUUACUACAGCACUAACAUAACGUUACUACAGCACUAACAUAACGUUACUACAGCACUAACAUAACGUUACUACGGCACUAACAUAACGUUACAGCAGCACUAACAUAAUGUUACUACAGCACUAACAUAACGUUACUACAGCACUAACAUAACGUUACUACAGCACUAACAUAACGUUACUACGGCACCAACAUAACGUUUCUACGGCACUAACAUAACGUUACUACGGCACUGACAUAACGUUACUACGGCACCAACAUAACGUUACUACGGCACCAACAUAACGUUACUACAGCCCUAACAUAACGUUACUAGGGCACCAACAUAACGUUACUACGGCGCUAACAUAACGUUACUACAGCACUAACAUAACGUUACUACGGCACCAACAUAACGUUACUACGGCACUACAAUAACGUUACUACGGAACCAACAUAAUGUUACUACGGCACUAACAUAACGUUACUACAGCACUAACAUAACGUUACUACAGCACUAAUAUAACGUUACUACAGCUUUAACAUAACGUUACUAGGGCAUCAACAUAACGUUACUACGGCACCAACAUAACGUUACUACGGCACUAACAUAACGUUACUACGGCACUUACAUAACACUACGGCACUAACAUAACACUACGGCACCAACAUAACGUUGCUUCGGCACCAACAUAACGUUACUACGGCCCUAACAUAACGUUACUGCAGCACUAACAUAACGUUACUACAGCUCUAACAUAACGUUACUACGGCACCAACAUAACGUUACUACAGCCCUAACAUAACGUUACUACAGCAGUAACAUAACGUUACUACGGCACCAACAUAACGUUACAACGGCAUAAACAUAACGGUACUAGGGCACUAACAUAACGUUACUAGGGCACCAACAUAACGAUACUACGGCACUAACAUAACGUUACUACACCACUAACAUAACGUUACUACGGCACCAACAUAACGUUACUAGGGCACUAACAUAAUGUUACUAGGGCACCAACAUAACGUUACUACGGCACUAACAUAACGUUACUACGGCACUAACAUGACGUUACUACGGCACUAACAUGACGUUACUACAGCACUAACAUAACGUUAAUACGGCACUAACAUAACGUUAAUACGGCACUAACAUAACGUUACUACGGCACCAACAUAACAUUACUACAGCCCUAACAUAACGUUACAACGGCACCAACAUAACGUUAAUGCAGCACCAACAUAACAUUACUAUCGCACUAACAUAACGUUAAUGCAGCACCAACAAAACAUUACUAUGGCACUAACAUAACGUUACUACGGCACUAACACAAUGUUACUACAGCACUAACACAACGUUACUACAUUACUCACACAUAAAGUUACUUCAGCUCUAACAUAACGUUACUACAGCACUAACAUAACGUUACUACAGCUCUAACAUAACGUUAAUACAGCACUAAC
Messenger RNA from Gadus chalcogrammus (walleye pollock), 9119 nucleotides. Its product is annotated as NACHT and WD repeat domain-containing protein 2-like. Bases 1 to 4578 code for a protein of 1525 amino acids. NCBI's taxonomy places the organism in Eukaryota, Metazoa, Chordata, Actinopteri, Gadiformes, Gadidae. The transcript is spliced from 3 exons. The record is from RefSeq and is a predicted model, not a curated record. Gene Ontology annotation, molecular function: protein binding.